This is a messenger RNA of Magnolia sinica, 4757 nucleotides long. RefSeq names its product putative lysine-specific demethylase JMJ16. Gene Ontology annotation, molecular function: histone H3K4me/H3K4me2/H3K4me3 demethylase activity. Gene Ontology annotation, biological process: chromatin remodeling. Gene Ontology annotation, cellular component: nucleus. The record is from RefSeq and is a predicted model, not a curated record. Bases 624 to 4463 code for a protein of 1279 amino acids. The transcript has 13 exons. Lineage: Eukaryota; Viridiplantae; Streptophyta; Magnoliopsida; Magnoliales; Magnoliaceae.
CUGCUUGUCUGGUGAUUUGAGUUCUUGAAAUUGGUUGAGGGUUGUGGUUUGUGACAUUGGUGGUUUUGUUGCCUAUCCAUGGUUUUGUGGGUACCCACCAAAACCACAAAACCGGUUUUGCUGUAAACUAGUGGUUUUUGGUGGGAGCCAUGUUUUAAAAACUGGUUAGGUUUAGAUCUCCAUGAAUUGGGUAUUUUUUUUUUCCAAAUACCUUGUUAGCGUUUGAUCUGGAAGAAUUGGGUUCUUGGCUUAGAAAAAGAAAAGGUAAAAACUUUUUUGGGAUCUUUUUAUUUUUUAAAAAAAUCUCAUCAAUUUUUCUGGCUUUAUGUAUAUUCAAGUUGAAGGAAUAACUGUACUGUUCAAGAAUAUAUAAACUCUACAAUAUAGUGUUUCAGAUAUCGAGUCACCAUGUCAAGCAGUCUUACCAUCAAAGAUAACUUCAGUCAUCUUUGAACUCUGGUUCAGAUGCAAUGUCGAUAGACUAUCUGUAGCUUCCAGAUAGUUCUAUGUGUCGAUGGGGGCAGAAUGCAUAAUUAAAGCAGCCCAUCAGAGAUAGUUUAGCUCCACCAGUUUUUGUUUUGCUGACGUCAUUUCCUUGGAGGAGGAUCCACGAUAAUUUUAAAAUGAGUUGCAUGGCUCCUAUGUAUUCUUCGGAUUUGCACCAGACGAAGAUGGAUGGUGAGUGCUGCAUUGGUGAUGGUGUGAAGCUUGCGAAAUCCCUUAGGCGUAGACCAGGGAUAAAUUACAACCAGUCUGAUAAUAGCUCUGAGGAAUCAGACAUAGAACGGUUUGAUCAAGAUACCUCUUCAAUACCUUGCCUACCAAAAGGGGUUAUUCGUGGAUGCUUAGAAUGUGUCAACUGCCAAAAGGUCACAGCAAGGUGGCAUCCAGAAGACGCUUGCAGGCCUGACAUUGACAAUGCUCCUGUGUUUUACCCAAAUGAAGAGGAGUUUAAAGAUGCUCUCAAGUACAUUGCAAGUAUUCGCCCGAGGGCAGAGCCAUAUGGAAUUUGCCGCAUUGUUCCUCCAAAUUCCUGGAAUCCACCAUGCCCUCUCAAGGAAAAGACCACAUGGGAAAAUUCCAAGUUUGCUACUCGUAUCCAACAAGUUGAAAAGCUUCAAAAUCGGGUUUCGAUGAGAAAGAAGGCUAGAUGCUGUAACAAUAUGAAGAAGAGCAAGCGCUUGAGAACGGAAGUUGAGUGUGGUGCUGCUAAUGGAGAUGCUGUGAAAACUAAUGAACUUGGAUGCUAUAAUGACACCGAGAAGCUGUUUGGGUUUGAACCUGGUUUGGAGUUCACUCUGGAAGCAUUUCAGAAGUACGCUGAUGAUUUCAAGGAGCAAUAUUUUGGCAUGAAGGAUGCCAAUGUGGGGCCAAGAUCUAAUCAGGACGAGCAUCAGAAGCAGCCAGAACCAUCAGUAGAGAAUAUUGAAGGUGAAUAUUGGCGGAUAGUUGAGAAGCCGACCGAAGAGAUUGAGGUGCUUUAUGGGGCUGAUAUUGAAACUGGAGAUUUUGGUAGUGGGUUUCCAAAAGCUUCCCCUGUGGUGAUGGAUUCUGGUCCGGCGGACCAAUAUGUGAAGUCGGGUUGGAACUUGAAUAAUAUCUCCAGGCUCCCAGGCUCUAUGCUCUCUUUUGAAAGUGAGGACAUUUCUGGUGUUGUAAUGCCGUGGUUGUAUGUGGGGAUGUGCUUUUCUUCAUUCUGUUGGCAUGUCGAGGAUCACCACUUCUAUUCUCUGAAUUACUUGCAUUGGGGGGCUCCAAAAAUAUGGUAUGGGGUCUCAGGAAAAGAUGCUUGGAGGCUGGAAGCGGUUAUGAAAAAGCACCUACCAGAUUUGUUUGAAGAACAGCCUGACUUGCUUCAUAAGCUUGUCACGCAAUUGUCGCCUUCUAUAUUGAAGUCUGAGGGAGUACCAGUUUAUCGGUGUGUUCAAAACCGUGGGGAGUUUGUACUCACCUUUCCCCGGUCGUAUCAUUCAGGAUUCAAUUGUGGCUUUAAUUGUGCUGAGGCUGUCAACCUAGCUCCUGUCGACUGGUUACCUCAUGGACAAAAUGCCAUAGAGCGGUACCGUGAGCAGGGGCGUAAAACAACUGUAUCCCACGACAAGUUGUUGCUAGGGGCAGCAAGGGAAGCGGUAAGGGCACACUGGGAACUUCAAUUACUGAAGAAGAACACCUCAGAGAACUUGCGAUGGAAAGAUGUCUGCGGAACGGAUGGGAUUUUAGCAAAGGCACUCAAGACACGUGUUGACAUGGAGCGUGUACGAAGGUCACACCAUUCCAGCCCUUCACAGUCGCGGAAAAUGGAUGUUAACUUUGAUGCAACCACUGAACGGGAAUGCGCCAUAUGUCUGUAUGAUUUGCACCUCUCAGCAGUGGGUUGUCGAUGUUCUCCCGACAGGUACGCAUGCUUGAGCCAUGCAAAGCAGAUGUGUUCAUGUCCUUGGGGUUUUCGGUUUUUCCUCUUCCGUUAUGAGAUCGACGAGCUGAAUAUCUUGGUCGAAGCUUUGGGAGGAAAAUUAAGUGCAAUAUACAGAUGGGCACAAUUUGAUCUUGGACUGGCUUUGAGUUCCUAUGUCGCCAAAGAUAAAUCGAAAGAACCCCAGCUUGUCUGUAGACUGUCCAUGGUAGUUACAAAACAAAAUAACAAGGUAUCGCUAGAUGCAAUCACUUCAACAGCUGCUGCUGAGAAUCGCACAUCCAUUUCAGAACUGAUCACUCUUGAAGAACCAAAAGGGAGAGAACAUAGAACACUUAAUGCGGUUGAUUCAAGUGCUACUAUAACAGGUCCUGUUCAACCACACGGAGGAAUAAAUCCAUCACCGUCUGUGUCUGCUUCUAAUAAUGUGCCUACAGUAUAUAAGAAAGAGAUGCUAGAUCUAAAUGGGCCAUGUGUACAGCACAUGUCUUUACCUAAGAUAGAAGCAGAAGAUCACAGCAUUCAGUUUGGCGCAGCGCGCUUGGUUUCUAAUUCCAAUUCAUUGAGCUUUCCAGUUUGUCAGACUUCUCGAGGAGAUGUGCCAUUCUCCGAACAGAACUCGAAGGUGCCUUCUAUCUGUGAUCCCAAGGGUAAGCAAUCAAGCAACUCGAAUACGGUGCAACCCAAAAUGAAUGGAUUUUCACCAUCACGAGAUGGUGAUAUUGUAUUUAUUGGUGAUGGAGGUGAAGACUUGGGUGCUUCGAUAUCCUUUGUGACGAGUUCUGAAGUUCCCUCAAGGCUCACAAAUUGUGAUGAUAAGGUGGCUCCCUGCAAUUAUAAAAAGGAUAAGGUGUUGAAUACGCCUGACACUAAUGCGUCGGUAAUGAGUGAAAGGGAUGUUAAGUUGCUACCAGUUAUGGAGAAAGAAGAUUGUCUCUCAUAUUCAGCGGGUGCAAAUGUUGGAGACCAUGUUAAAGAUGAUGCACGCAUGGAGUAUAACUUCAUGAUGCCAAACAACACAUUGGCGAGAUCCUUUCCUGAAAACCUUUCUUGCGAUAUAAAUUCUAUUGGGACACCUUCAGAAAAAUACGUUCAGGGUUUUUGGUCUACGAGAAAACCGUGCGACAGUAAUACUGCAAAUGUCACGAGUCAUCCUCAGCAUCCCAAGCUGUUUGGCGCUGAAAAACCAAAUAAUGAGGGUGAAGAUGAAAAGUUAGUAUUGGAUUCCAGUUCAAAGCUUAGUGACAGAGCACAAUCUGGUAUGGAAAACCCACCUUGCGCACCGAAUAAUCUGGAUCGAUAUUAUCGCCAGAAGGGUCCUCGCAUGGCGAAGGUGGUGCGGAGAAUCAACUGCACUGUCGAGCCUCUAGAAUAUGGAGUCGUGGUUCCUGGAAAGUCGUGGUCUAACGGCAAGUCCAUAUUCCCGAAGGGAUUUAGAAGUCGAGUUAGGUACUACAGUGUUGUAGAUCCGGCAACGAUGUGUUACUACAUCUCUGAAAUCCUGGACGCAGGACUGCCUGGCCCAAUAUUCAUGGUUAGGGUAGAUCAAUGCCCAGGUGAAGUAUUCAUGCACAUCUCUAUAGCCAAAUGCUGGGAUAUGGUGAGAGAGAGGGUGAAUCAUGAAAUAAGGAAGCAACUUAACUUGGGGAGAAUAAGCCUCCCCCCUUUGCAGGCCCCAGGCUGCAUUGAUGGCCUUGAAAUGUUCGGAUUUUCUUCGCCAGCGAUCAUUCAGGCCAUUGAGGCUAUUGAUCAGAACCGCGUCUGUUCAGACUACUGGAAAUCCAGGCCCAAGACAGAGGCCCCACACCAUUUUCCCCCUGGAAAUUUUGCUGGGGAGAACAACUGCAGGAAUGAGGACGAACCAAAUGAUGAAGAGGCUAAUAAUGCAGAAGAGAACCAAUUGGCAACUAGGGUCAAAACCGUGGUCCUUAGAGGCCUAUUCAAGAAGGCGAGGCCUGAAGAGUUGCACUCAUUGCAUGACAUGGUUAGCACUAAUCGAGAAGUGUUGAUACAUCAUUUGGAAGAAGAGAUUCAGAAUCGCCAGAAAUAAAAAUAAAUAAAUAAAUCCAGUCAUAAGAGGCGUUUCUUGGACAGAUUUUUAGCCGUUGACUAUUUAUAAUUGCCUCAUCGACAUGGUCGCCUUGAUUUCUCUCUCAUGCUCUUUCCCAUUCUCCAAAGAAUUUUUGUAGCUGUUCAAGUUACAUGCUGGAAUAUCCAAUUGGAUCUUCCUUUUGAUGAUUUUUUUAUUUUUAUUUUUAUUAUCUCCCAGAUAAUUUCUUUGUAAAAUGAUGUGAACCAUGCAAUUUGAGAAUCAAAGGAAACAGAAAUAUAUCCAUUGCUCCCA